This is a messenger RNA of Homarus americanus (American lobster), 5964 nucleotides long. RefSeq names its product hsp70-binding protein 1-like. The record is from RefSeq and is a predicted model, not a curated record. The transcript is spliced from 7 exons. Gene Ontology annotation, molecular function: protein binding. The coding region runs from base 182 to 1171 and encodes 329 amino acids. NCBI's taxonomy places the organism in Eukaryota, Metazoa, Arthropoda, Malacostraca, Decapoda, Nephropidae.
GAGUUAAAGGGAAUGGUUAGUUGUGGUAUAAAGUGACAGGGAGAAGGCAGAGGUCUUAUUUGAGUCGAAUAUAAUAAGGAAUUUAAGACAUACAGUACUGAGAAAAAGAAGAAUUUACUUAACUUGUAGAAAUAUUGGCAUUAAUAAUUGAGUACCGUGGUGCGUAUAUAUCCCCGUCAAAAUGUCCGACAGGCAGGAAAAUGAAGAACCAAGACAGCCUCGGAACCUACAGGGGCUACUUAACUUUUGUACGGAAAUUACCGCUCGGGAGGAUACAACCGGACCCUCGCAGCUACAGACUAUGGAUCCAGAGCGCCGAGCAUUUCUAGAGGAGGCGUUGACGUCAAUGGCCGUAGAUGGGGUGAAGGAGAUGGCCAAGGCCGUAAAGAGCCUGUACAGCGAGUCAAUAACGAUGCCCGGUGAAGACAUAUCGAAGCAGAAGGAAGCCAUGGCGAUCCUCGAGGAAUAUGUUGAUGACCUUAAUUAUGCCAUGGAUCUUCACAAAAUGGGCGGGUACCCCAUCCUGGUGCAAUGCCUGAACUCUCCUCACACGUCUCUUCGGAUCGGUGCCGCCACUUUAAUCGGAGAUAUAUGUCAGAAUUACUUAUACUGUCAGGAAAAUAUGCUGGCACUUGAUAUCAUGCCAGUGUUGUUGCUCAUGUUAGACACUGAUGAAGACACACAGGCAAGAGUCAAGGCGCUGUAUGCUAUUUCAUGUGUUGUUCGUGAUUGUCCAAAAGGUGAGGCGGAAUUCCUUGACGCCGAUGGUCUGUCUUACCUGAUGAGAGCGAUGCAGUCUGGGGUGGAGAAGUUGGUUAUAAAGUCUGCGUUUCUUCUAACCAAACUUGUGAAAAAGAAAGAUUCAAACAGGGCCACAGCGGUAUCCAUGGGCUUUGUCGAACAACUAUUAACUGUACUGGGCAGCGAAAAGACUGACAAUAUCUCUCGAGAACACUGCACGGAUGCGCUACGAACCUUGGCACUGACUUACCCCCCUGCCCUUGCCGAGUGCUUACGACCUGAGCUGAACGUCUCCCAGAUUCUGACGUCUCGGCUCGACGACAUCAAAGAAAAGGAGGAAACGCAGGAGGAAGAAUGUUACAUCAAAGAAAUUCUGGAGUUGAUGGAGAGAGGAAGCAUCGGGGACAGCGACGAAAGUACAAAUAGAUAAUGACUAAGUAAUUCCAACUCAUUUAGUGUCAAUUCGCGACAAAAAAUUCUGAGAUAAUAAUAAAAAAAAAAAAAUCUUGCCCGUUUAUGUUGUAUAAUUAACAGAUAAUACCUGUGGUAUCCGGUAAAGCCAUGGCAUGAAGAGAUAAUGUAAACGCUUCAAGUUUCAGAUUCGUGAACCCAAAGCAAUAGACACCGUUGCAUCAUUCUGUCCAUAAAUGCUUCGGAUUCACGAGUCUGAAUCUUGGGGUUCGUGGUUCAGAGGGAGAGGCGACAGGACUUUCAUAAGUGUACCGCCUUUUAAUGAUAAUUGUAACUAGACGUAUUUUUAAUCUAAUGCUUUUGGGGGAAUGAAUAUAUAUCUCAAACAAAGCUCUAGAAAUAUUACCAGUAGUAAAUACUGUACUGUAUGGAUUUGUGAUAAAGAGGAAAAAAAAUAUUAUUGGUUAAAUACACUAUGUCUUGGAAAAUCGUAUAUGCACAUCCUUACAGAUUUUCAUAGAGAUGGUCUGAAGUCUUGUACUAUGACCAACAUUAUCCUUACUUGUUGGUGCAUGUGGACAAUGUUGUUGUUGGAAUACAAACAUUAACGCAAUCACCACGGAAAUCUAUAAGUCAGCGUGUACACAUUUUUCCAAUACACCCAGUAGUUUCCACAGUCACAAAAUGCAACACACACACACACACACACACACACACACGUAAUUCUUGUCGUCUCUUUCUUCAUUCCAGGUGAACCUUACAAGUGCUUAGCAAUCUUGGUUUAAAUGGGGAAUUGUCUAAUCAUUACAGGUACAGUUUUAGUCGGUGGUUGAUCUGUACCAAUUACUCGCAUAUGUCCUUAUUGACCUCGUCAUUGGUUUAUAGCCCUAAUUGUUUACUUCCAUUACAAGGCAUUAAGUCGUUACAACAUUACCAGUACCGUUGUUAUUCUCUUUGUUGUUGUUGUUGUUAUUAAUGUUUUAUAUUCCAGUCGAAGUUUUAUUGCUGUGUGAUAUGUUCAGGAUGACUGGCAGGUCUCUGGGGUUCAUUAGUUCCCUCCCUCACAAGACCCAGAGUUCAAUGUUCAGGAUGACUGGCAGGUCUCUGGGGUUCAUUAGUUCCCUCCCUCACAAGACCCAGAGUUCAAUGUUCAGGAUGACUGGCAGGUCUCUGGGGUUCAUUAGUUCCCUCCCUCACAAGACCCAGAGUUAAGUGUUCGGGAUGACUGGCAGUUCUCUGGGGUUCAUUAGUUCCCUCCCUCACAAGACCCAGAGUUAAGUGUUUGGGAUGACUGGCACUUCUCUGGGGUCCCUUAGUCCCCUCCCUCACAACCCAGAGAUCAAUACUGUACUGACACACUGGCGAGAAAAUGACUUGCAUUCAUACCCCCGCAAGUGUAAACAACUCCCCUUAUUAUUGUUACCCCCAUUGGAAUCAUUUCAGGGGAACCAACUCACCCCACUAUGCUAAGUUUGACACCUGUGGAACCCCAAAACCCCAGAUAUACUUUACACGUUGAUAUGCAGUGAAACCUCUAUAUAACGGACUUCUAUCUCCAUACAGUUUGUUAGAUGGGGGGUUUCAUAUCUAACGGACCCUCGACAUAAUGGACUUUUCUCUCUCUAGUCCGUUAAAUAGAAGUUUCGCAUCUAACGGACCCUCGAUAUAAUGGACUUUCCUCUUCAUGUAAUCCGUUAAAUUGAGGUUUCAUGUAUAUAAAGAAAUACCAAAUGAAUUCCCCAGAGAUGUAAGCUAUUGGGUCCACGUUUUCCCCUGAAAGAUAUAUUAUACGUAAUUACUAAAAAAAACGAGUUACAAAAGGUAAUUAAAAAUAUCCUCAGGGAAUAUACAGUACAUGAUUACCUAUAUAUAUUCCGCUAAAGCAAUAAAUAUGAUUAAUAGUUAAGGGAGAAUUAGUCAAAGCAGUAAUAAGUAUGCAGUAAUUAGUCUUGUCAAAGCAGUUAAGAAAAGUAUGGGGUGAUUAGUCUUAUCAAAGCAGUAAAGAGGGAUAAUUAUGGGGUAAUUACUCUUGUUAAAGCAGUAAAGAGGGAUAAUUAUGGGGUAAUUACUCUUGUUAAAGCAGUAAAGAGGGAUACAGUAAUUAUGGGGUAAUUAGUCUAGUCAAAGCAGUUAAGAAAAGUAUGGGGUAAUUAGAUUCAUCAAAGCGGUAACUUGGAUAAUUAUGGUGGUAAUAAGUCUAUCUUGAAGAGCAGUAAAAAUGUCAACUCAAGUUAAAAGACAAUUGAAUUCUAUAGCUAACUGACUAUUAACAAAAUUUAACUAAUGAAUUAAUAUUAAUUUAGCCACUCUAGUAGAGCUUGAUAAUAAUUGAAUUUGUUAGAUUAGUGUUUGAAAAAUUAAUCGUAAACUCUAAGGGAAUGGACCAUUGUAUUUCACUAUUCACAAAGCCUCUAUAAGUGGUUAGUGAGGUGGGUGGUGAGUUCUUAUCCCUUGAUGAUAUUGUCAUUAGUGUUUUGAAGAGAAAUUUACACACUGUACUGCACGCAAGUUGCUACAUUUACACUUAUUAAAAUUUACAAAAACAAAACAAAACCAAAAGUCGUUUACACAUUAGAAUCACAUAAGUAAAUUUUUAGAUAAGGUGUUCAUGUGUUAUUGUUUUCUCCUCGGUAUUCUUGUAGGUUUAACUCAAAAGGAAAUACUUUAUUGAAUUCGUACAAUCUGCAGUGUCUUGUGACCAACAGGAAAUAGUGUGGAGGUAUCCUGGCCUUAUAUAGGAGUGGCAUACAAUGUAACUUAUAUAUAACGGACUUUUUUCUCCAUAUCCGUUAGAUGGGGGUUUCAUAUCUAAUGGGCCCCUGAUAUCAUGGACUUCCAUCUCUAUAGUUUGUUAGAUGGGGGUUCACAUCGAACGGACCCUCAUUAUAACGGGCUUUUCUAUCCAUGUAGUCCGUUAAAUAGAGGUUUCACUGUAAUAAAAUAAACUUCACUGAAGCAUUGGCUGUGAAAGUAGUGCUCAUACCAUAUACGAAAGACGUUACCAAAGAUGAGAAGAAUCCCUCAGUUCGUCUGCGAUUGGUGGAUUUAUUCUCAUACAUUGUUUACGUGGUGACUGUCCAGCCGUAAUGAUAUACAGUCACUCGAAAAACUAUCUUUACUGGGGUGGGAAGUGGUCGUUGAAUUUCAGAAUGAACACUGUGACUCCUGUCGUCUCUGUAAGGCUGUCAAAAUCCUUCAUCCCUUGUGUCAUAUUGUCUUACUUAAUUGUUUGUGAAGAUAGUUUUUUGAGUGACUCUACCAAUUAUUAGGCUUGGUGGUGAAGGGGAGUAACUUGGUAGAAAUGGACUAUUGAUGCACUGUUUUAGAUAUGAGGACUGGGAUAUCUUUAUAGGUAUGGUAGAAGUAUUCCAUGUGAAGACUGUUAUGUUUUGUGACGGAUGAGAUGGUUAAGGAUAAAUGGAGAGCAGAAUACCAAAUUAUUUAACACUUCGAUUGUUGUCAUCAUUAGUAGAUGUUAGCUGUAGGGAUGGCAGUCAUCAGUGGAAGUUAGCUGUAGGGACGGUGGUCAUCAUCAGUGGAAGUUAGCCGUAGGGAAUGUGUUCAUUAUCAGUGGAAGUUACCAUAGCUGUAGUGAUGGUGACAUUGGUGGAAGCUAACUAAGAAUGGCAGCCAUCAUCUGUAGAAGUUUCAUGUUUCUUGCAUUUUAGUUUUGCUCAUAUGGGGAAGUGGAAUUCCAUAGUCACCGAUUACGGGUUAAAAACGGAAAUUUCAAAGUUGUUUUAAAUAUUCAUGACUAAUAUAAGAUAAUACGGUAUAAUAGGAAGACCCUUGACAAAUAAUAGGUUUUCAUACCCUGAUUUUGUCACUGUUUGAUAUGUUGACCAUUUGGGAAACAAGGUUAGCAAGUCCAUCUGGGAAGAGUUCAGAUACGAGUUACUGAGAAGAGAUGGAAAAUUUCUUUGUUGAUGAGAAAGACUAAGAGAGCAUCACUCCUUUUUAUGGGACACUUCUCAAGGUUAUAGGAAAUUGUGUUUAUGUGCUUUUAAAGUCAGGAAUAGAAUUGAUGGUUGGACACUGGUAAUGGAUAAUGAUGACUUAAAAACCAUUUGGAUAUCAGUUGAGUAAAACAUCCAAAUUACAUUCCAAAUAACACUGGAUAGGAAACUGGUAAUAGAUGGAAUAAGUACUGAAGAAAUGUGUAUUUUUGCAAGUAAUUAUAGUACUAAAACAAAUAAUAAACUAUCCAGUAUACUCAAAAUAUUCAGAGUACUGUACCUGUAUAUGAUAUUUUUAAAUGUGUGUUAUUUACAGUCACAAAUUUUAGUCCUGUCACUUCUGCUAUUGCUUCAUGAGCCUUUAGAUUCAGACUUGUGAAUCCAAAGCAUCUGCAGACAGAAUAAUGCAAUAGUGUCUACGGCUUCGGGUUCACGGAUCUGAAUCUCGGGGUUAGUGGAGCAGCAGGAGAAGAGGCAGAGCUUUGAUUCGUGACAACAGACAAGGUUGUAUAUGCUCAAGCUUCCUAAUGAGAGAGAAUGUUACUUAAAAACCACAAGCCAGGAAAAUAUUGUCUCCAAUACUAUUUAGCCACAGGUUAGAGUUCAUGGCUAAUAAGACUUGUUAAUAACAUAAAAUCGAAUUCAGGUAAAUGGUAACUAUGGGGUGCUCUGAUGACUGUGAUAUCAUGGUGGACGUCAUGGGAGGUCUAGAGGAAAUGGUGGGGAAACUCGGUGAGGAAGUGAAAGACGCUAUACCUUUCAUCUGACCUAUUUCUGAGAAGGACGAUACAUUAAGCUAUAAGAUAUUUCAUUGUUUAUAUGUUCUUAUUUUCUUGUAAAUAAAAACGCUUCUAUA